AUGACAUAUGCCUUCAGCCUGAAAGCCUGGCAGCGGGUGAGAAGCCAGGGCCCCCCUGAGGUGCUGGUGCGCACAGAAACCAGAGAUGCAGAGUUCAACAGAGCCCAGGCUGGGAGGUACCUACUGGAGGAUUUUCCCACAGAAGCCGUCGUAAAGGUCACAGUGACAGGGCUCCAGAGGCAAGAUGAGGGGCUGUACCAGUGUGUAAUCAACCUCUCUCCUCAGGACCCCUUCAUCCUGCAUGAUCGAAUUCGGCUGGUUCACUGUAGUGGUUUCUGGGGACAGAGAGUUGUGUCUGGGCAGACAGUAUAUGUGCAAUGCUAACACCAGUCCAAGGGAGGGCCCCACAAGGAAAAAUCCUGGCUUUGGUAGAUAUCUCCAAAUAGGUGUACCAGAUUAGUCACCACCUCCCAGCCCCAGACAGAGGCUGAGGACCCCCAGUACACAAUCUGGGAUGAGCCUAAUGUUGGCUUUAUCAUCAUUAUCAUAACCAAACUGAGGGAGGAGGAUUUUGGGGAUCUCAGAUCUUACUGGUUACUGGUGUGGAAGAUACAACUCUUCCAUGAGGCUGCCUGCAGUCUCCUGGUCCCCAUGCUAUGUGGACUUCUUGUGGCCAAGGGCCUGGUAAUACAAGCUUUGCUAUGUUCUUGA
Molecule: messenger RNA, 651 nt
Organism: Orycteropus afer afer
Lineage: Eukaryota; Metazoa; Chordata; Mammalia; Tubulidentata; Orycteropodidae
Source: RefSeq, a predicted model, not a curated record